Molecule: messenger RNA, 6598 nt
Organism: Nicotiana tabacum (common tobacco)
Lineage: Eukaryota; Viridiplantae; Streptophyta; Magnoliopsida; Solanales; Solanaceae
Source: RefSeq, a predicted model, not a curated record
UCAGUUCAUCUGUUUUACCCAAAAUCUCAAAUGCUGCCCCAUGAUUUGCCCAAAUCCCAUUCUUAGCGGAGAAUAAAAAUGGCGGGUAAUUCAAAUCUCCCAAGCACAUACUCACUCACACGCACAAAGAAAAACAAGCGGAGAGCGUUAGAAACUGAGAUGGCAAAGCGGCGUAGGAGAAACUAUGCGGACGAAAAUGGAUAAACUUAGGUUAAAAUUGAGGUUCCCAUUCGAAACCAGUCGAUUCAACCAAGGCCCAAUUAUGUAAGGAACUCUUCAAUUCCUGGGUAUGUUUUCCCCCAAUUGCUAAUUUGAAGUCUCUCUUUUAUUGUGAAGAAUUAAUAUCAUCAUCUUUCAUCUGGUUAUGGUAGCCAAAAAGUAUGCAACAGUUGUUGCUUGUGCCUGUUUGUUUUGGUAUAUGACCUACGUAUAUAUAUUUGGGACUUCGAAACUCACUUGCCCGACUAAUUUAGUUUGGCUAACCAUAUAGAGCUAGCUCAUUUUAAGGGAGAAGUUUUUCAUUCUCAGGCUCAAACACGAUACAUCUAGUUAAUGAUAUAUAAUUUAGGGGUUGAUAUACUGCUGCAGCAGAGCUGGGACUAUGAGUUGGUACACUCUAGAUGGGUACAUCAUGUUAUAUAUUUCAUUUUUUUUUACUUUUAGGAUUUGAACAAAUCGAUUAGACAUCUCGUCUAAUUUACAACAAGAUCGUAUCCUGUAAUUCACUAUCUUAGAAGUUGACUAGUAGUAACAUAAUUAAAUGUGGCAAAGGAAAGUUCGCUACCAAUCAUAAAUAAAAGAUUUUUAAUUUACGGUUCAUACUUGCUGAUUCGAUGGAAACCUUAGGCUACAAAUACAUUGGAUGAAGAGGAAACAAAAUUCGUUUUUAGAAAAUAAAAUACGUAGAACUAUGAAAAAGAGAUCGGGGAAAAAAACAUUUCACAGGAAAAUGGGAGGAUAUGCGUAAGUUAUAAGUUGGAAUUAGACAUUAAUUUUGUGUUUCAAAGUUAUGUUUUCAUCCCCUUAAGAUGCUGCAGGAAAAAAGUUAAUUUUUACAGAGCAAGUGUUGUCUUUUUUUCUCUCAACAUGUUUUCACGAUAUUAGUUGACCUUUCCUAAAUAGAUUGUCUUAAUUCAUCUUGGUUUUCUUUUAAGGCAGAGGAAAGAAAAAGGACAAAUGCUUUUGAGUUGAUUUUCUAUUGAAGCCAGCUACUUUUCAUAUAUUUUCUGUUUAAUCUACUUUCAUUAUACUGCUAAUUGUUGAGUUCCUUAGACCGUAAUUUCUUAUUGUGCUCUUUCCAAGUUGUUGGUUCCAUCGAACGCAAGAUUUUUCUCCCUAACUCUUUCUCUAGAUUGUCAUUUUUUCCUGCGCUCCUUCCAAGUUGAACUAUAGUUAUAUAAGCUGCCUUUAAUAUUCUGGAAUUUUUGUUUUCUCAGUUAAUAAAUAGACACUCUUCGAUUUGUGAACUUGAUGGUUGAUUACAAAUGUAUUGUAACUCUUUUAGUUACUGUUUUAUUGUCAUGUAGUUAUUCAGAUCUAAUGAUUUUUUGUAUUUUUUUGUGUAGAGCUAUUUUAUUUCCAUGUGAAAUGACAAAUAAUAUCCAUAUGAUCGUAUAUGAUAGAAGUUUCCUUUGAUAUGUCUAAAGUCUAAUGUCAAUGGGAUAAUUAAUAGAUCCAUGUGAUACAAUAAUUUUAUAUCCAUGUUAUAUGACUAUUUCUAAUGGUGAAAGAUGACAUUUAUAAUUCUUUGUCCUUGGACUCUAUCAUCUUUAAUAUUAUACUUACUAAGAAAUGUAAAUUGCUAUAAACUUGUCAUUGCACAUGAUAACAAAAGGAAUCUCGUGCCACAUGCAUUCCAUACUUUAAUUACUCUAUUUUUAUACUCUAAUUCUGGAAUUCAAAAUUCUGAAAAAGGGUAACUAGAUCAUCUCUCCUUCGGUUGUAUGCUUUUAGCUGAAAAAAUUGCAGACUUGUUGCUUUUAGUCGAUUUUUCUUUUAGUACUAGUCGUUAACUUAUGUGCCUUCCUUGAGCAUCUCAUAUCAGUUGUUGAGAAAUUUGCAUCUGAAAAGUAUAACUUUUAACUGCAUACAUAGUCUUCCAAUAUUUGUUUAAGCUGUAAAACUUCAUUUUAGUUGACCAAUCCUAACAUUAAUCAAAUAUAAGUUGACCAAUCCUCAAUGAAAAGAACUUACCCUUUAGCAGGGUCAAGAGCCAUUUGAAACAGAAAAAAUAAAAAAGAAUGAUUUGGUAAAUGAUGAUGCUCUUUGUCCUUAAUUAAAUUCAACUGUAACGUGACAAUUAAUGCAAAUUGCUGAUACAAAAUUUGAAUGGAAAUUUAUUGAGUGGUUAUAUGAUAGCUGGAAACUAAUAUAAAAUUCCAAACAAAGAGGAAAGAAAAGAACCUCCUGAGUAGUAUAAUAUUUUGUUCUCUAUGAAAAGGCUUAGUAGUAUCAAACAUCUAAUUUGCUCCUUCUUCCCCUUUGCAGUUCAACUUCAUCACAUUUUCUUUUAAUCACUCACAAAUGUCUCCUAACCAAUAUCUGUCUUCAUUAAAUGGUCUUUUUGAACAUCUGCAACAACUUGACAAUAUUUCGAGAGAAAUAUUCCAGUUCUUUAUGCAUCAAUUCAAAUUCCUGGAUAUUUUUCUCAGUUUGCAGAGCUUCAAAGAUGAACCCGACAUGCUAGAUAUCAGUCAGAAAGUCCAAGCACUCUUUCAAGAUGCUCUAGUUGACUUUUCUGAAUUACACCUAGCUGAGUACUUCAAUUUUUGUAUCUUUAAGGUACAAAACAAGAUUUGGUUGAUUAAGAUGGAAAUUAGAGCCAAAUACUCCUUUCCUAAAAUAUCAUCAUUACCAUUAAUUUCAGCCAAGAAGAAUGGUAGUGAUAUUCCCAAAUUUGUAAUGGAUUUCAUGGAUACUGUGGUGGAGAUUCUUCGUGAUCUAGUCGAUGAUCCUUGCUCAUCACUUCUUUAUGUUCCAGAAACUAAUGAACAUGUUGAAGAUGUUUUAAAGGAAUUGAAACUGCUGCGAACUUUUGUUUGCUUUGUCUCAGAGAGGUUCAUAGAGCCUCAGAGCCAACAUCUUGCUAAUUUCUUCACUCAUGUUUUGGCUGUGGCCGGCCAUGCAUCAAUGCUUGUCUGGUUGUAUUUUUCAAGCUAUGGCUACGAAGAUCGAGAUGUGGCUGUUCUAGGUGAAAUCAAUGUUUUCCUUUUCUUGCAAAUGAAAUUUAAGCCCAUUCAGCCAAGCAUCCGCAAGAUCUACAUUGCACUCCUGGAAGUUUUAAAGUCGAGAAUACAAUCAGGAUGGUGUCCCAACAUCCAAAAUCAUGAACAUGCAGCUGACAGUGAAGCCAACUUUUUGGAGACUAUCCAACAGGAUUUGGCGGAGCUGCCAACUAAUAGUAACUUCAGUCAGAGUGAUGCUUUGAAGGAUCAAUUGGUAAUCCUAAAAGAGAUGCUCGACAUCUUGAGAGCCGAUAUCAUCCAUGUGCCAAUACGAGAUCUUGAAGUUCUUCUUCGAGAUAUUGACACUUUCAUUAUUGAUGUUGGACUCGUGGUUUACUCAUUAUAUAAAGGUGAGGAGGAGGAGAAGGAAGUCGUGGCAGUGGGAGAAGUGAAUCCUGCACUAGUUCUUGAUUUGUUGGGAAACAUUCAAAAAAUAAUUAUCACGGAGAAACUCAUGCCCAUUCGGAAGGCGUUUCAUUCUAAUUACUUGCCAAGAAUUCAUGGGCUAGGCUACGUUGAUUUCAUUUUAAAAAACCUGAAAGAGUUCCAAAGCCGCCAUUUAGAUUCACUAGCUUCUACCACGAAGCUACUUCAAAGGAUUCAGAAGGAACUCGAGAGCUGGCAACCUUUUCUAGAGUCUGUUGCAGAAGAGCAACACAAUGACAUCGACAAAAUUCAACGUUGUGCUACACAAUUGAUUGGCAAAGCAUAUGAGAUAGAAUACCUAAUUGAUGCGUGUAUAUGCGAAAAAGCUCCUGUAUGGUGCCUCGAACAUUGGUUCUUGGAUAUCGUGGAGGACACCAUUCUUGUCAAAGAUGAGGUUACAGAGAUUCAUGAAAAGAAAAUGGUUGAGGAUGCAUUAAUAAACACUGUCACAACUCGUACAACAUCAAAUUUGGAAAGGUCUCCAAGGAUGAAUGAAGAAAUUGUGGGUUUUGACGAUGUUGUAGAAAAUUUAAGAGAACAACUAGUUAAAGGCACCAAAGGGCGAGAUGUUAUAUCGAUUGUUGGUAUGCCGGGUCUAGGCAAGACGACUCUGGCAUAUAGACUCUACUCUGACAGGUUAGUUGUUUCUCACUUUGAUAUUCGUGCUGAUUGUUGUGUGUCUCAAGUGUAUUCACGUAAGAACUUGUUAUUGGCGAUUCUACGUGAUGUUAUCAGUGAGAACUCUGAAUUUAGAGAAAAGAAAGCUGAUGAAUUAGCUGAUCUGCUGCGCAAAGCUUUAUUUUCGAAAAGAUAUCUUAUCCUUGUUGAUGAUGUGUGGGAAGCUAGUGUGUGGGAUGAUUUAAUCUGUUGUUUUCAAGAUGCCAACAAUGGAAGUAGAAUCAUUCUAACAACACGAAAUCAUGAAAUUGCUGAGUACGCCAAAUUUCAAAGUAAUCCCUUUUCGCUUCGUAUGUUUAACAAUGAAGAAAGUUGGAAGUUACUUAGAAAAAAAGUAUUUGGGGAAGAAAGCUGCCCUUCUCUGCUAAUGAAUAUUGGGCGACAAAUAGCAGAAAAGUGUGGCCAAUUGCCUCUUUCAAUUGCUUUGGUGGCUGGUGUUCUAGCAGAAGUGGAGAAGAAAGAAGAAUGUUGGGAACAAGUGGCCAAUAAUUUAGUUCCUCACAUUCACAACGACUCAAGGGCCAUAAUAGAAAAUAGUUAUCAGAUUUUACCCUAUCAUUUAAGGUCUUGCUUUCUUUACUUUGGAGCAUUUUUAGAGGACAAUGUAAUUAAUGUUUCGAAGUUAAUACGGUUGUGGAUCUCAGAAGGAUUCGUAAAAGGUUGUGAAGGCAAGAGUUUGGAGGAUAUAGCAGAAGGUUAUUUGGGGAAUCUUAUUGGAAGAAAUCUAGUGAUGGGAACUAAGAGGAGUUUUAGAGGUAAGAUUAAAGCAUGUCGUAUUCAUGACCUAUUGCAUGAUUUCUGCAAGGUGAGAGCAAAGGAAGAGAAUCUUGUCCAAUGGAUGAAAUGGGAACAAACUGCCAAUCCUUCUUCCAACAUUUCCUGCCUCGAGCAACUUGCUCAUCGCAUGUCCAUUUAUGGUAAAUGGUAUCGUAUUGGAGAAUGGAGCACGUGUUGGUCACGUGUUGGCUCCAUAAUUUUGCUUAAUGAUUGCCUUGCAUUUGAUAUUGUCUCCCAAAUUUUUUACAGCUUUAAGUUUCUAAAAGUGUUGGAUUUGCAGUUCACUACUAUUGAUUCUUUCCCAACCGAUCUAGUUUACUUGAGAUAUUUUGCUGCACAAACUCAUAAAUCGUUGGACAUAUCAAUCAUAACCAAUUGUUGGAACCUCGAGACUUUGAUAUUACACAAUUAUGGAGCGAUGUCACUGCCCCUUACACUCUGGAAUAUGGUUAAUUUGAGAAAUUUGCAUAUUUUCCGUUGCAGCUUCAAUAUAAAAUAUGCAAAAUAUUCACUCGAGAACUCGAAAAGCCUUUAUGGUUUGAGAACUUUUUCGGCUCCAUAUUUUUCUUGUGUCGAGGAUGCGGAAUUGAUUUUGAGAAAAACACCUAAUCUUCGGGAACUCAAAUGCACAUUCCUAGAUGAGGAUGUUGACAAAUUUCGGUACUAUGUAUUGAAUUUUCCAACCGAGAUUGAGACGCUGAAGAUUUAUUGCCCAUACUUUUGCAAAUUAACCAUCCCCUUUUGCAUCUCCGCACCAAAUCUCAAAAACUUGACAUUAGAGAGGUAUUGCCUGCAUCCUCAGCACUUGUCAACAAUUGCGUUGCUUCAGAAUCUUCAAGUACUCAAAAUGAAAAGCAUUAAAUUUGAGAAGAAGGUAUGGGAAGUGAGCAAUGGCGACUUCCCUGAACUCAAAGUCUUGAAACUACAAGAAAUAUUUUGCUUUGAAGAAUGGGAUGUCACAGAUGACGAGGCCUUUCCAAAGCUUGAACGCUUGGUUUUGCGUGAAUGCGAAUAUCUUAAGGAGAUCCCUUCUGCUUUUGGAGAGAUCUCUUCUCUAAAGUACAUUGAGGUAAGGAAAUGCCCCGAAUCCGUUGACAAGUCAGCCAGGGAUAUUCGAGAAAUACAAGUUGAAGAUUAUCAGAAUACUGGCUUCGAGAUCUUUAUCCGUGAGAGACGAAAAUACCAACUCUUACUCAGGAAAAUAUGUGAAACCAUUAAAAAGCAGCAGUCAAACUAAGGUGCAGUUGGAGACAAUGUCAGGAGAGAAAGGAAAAGAUUGUGCAGCUUUUGGUCCCAAGCAAAAUUAUAGUACUAUAAUUGGUGUCAUAGAAGAAUUGUGUACUGUAAAAUAUUUUGAGAUUUAAAUAUACAAUUAUGUGUACCUUGGAAACCUAUUUUGGAAUCUAAGGAUUCUUAGCUACAUUAUAAAAAUUCUUGUGACUACCAAUACUUGUGGCAAAUUCUUCAAUAUGUAGUAAUGUAAUUUUUUUUUA